Sabethes cyaneus is the source of this 5886-nucleotide messenger RNA. RefSeq names its product cell adhesion molecule Dscam2 (gene Dscam2). Bases 34 to 5886 code for a protein of 1950 amino acids. Gene Ontology annotation, biological process: cell-cell adhesion. The transcript has 16 exons. Lineage: Eukaryota; Metazoa; Arthropoda; Insecta; Diptera; Culicidae. The record is from RefSeq and is a predicted model, not a curated record. Gene Ontology annotation, molecular function: protein binding.
UUCGACUCACACCUAAGGGGGCCUUCAUUCGUGAUGGAACCUCCUCCGCGGCUUGAAUUUUCCAACUCGUCCGGCGGUUGGCUGGACUGUUCCGCCUCAGGGAGCCCACAGCCCACUAUCGACUGGCUGUCGGUGGACGGUACGUCCGUCGGCGAUGUGGGCGGUGUCCGGCGGGUGCUACGAAAUGGAACGCUAGUCCUGUUGCCCUUUCCUGCCGCGGCCUACCGACAGGACAUUCACAGUACAAUCUAUCGGUGCGUAGCAUCGAACACCGUUGGGCGGGUUAUUUCCCGGGACGUGCAAGUGCGAGCAGUCGUUGCUCAAGCGUACAAAGUCGACGUGGAAGUCCUGGCAGCAUCCCGAGGCUGUACCGCGAUUCUGCGUUGUGUAGUGCCUAAUUUUGUUAAGGAGCUAGUACGGGUGGUCUCCUGGGUGCAAGAACCUGCCUUCUAUAUUUAUCCCUCGCUGCAGGGCGAUGGAAAAUAUCACCUUCUUCCGACUGGCGAGCUUCUAAUCCACAAUCUAGAGUAUAACGAUCGGUACCCCUCUUACCGAUGUCGAACGAUGCACAAACUGACCCGACAGGUCGUCACGAGUAGUUCCGCGAAAAUUCGGAUGAGUGAACAACGGGGCAUCGUUUCUCCAAGCGUAGUGGAGCACACGUCUCACGUAUCUGUUUCACAGGACGAAGGUGCUGUCCUCCUUUGUGUUGCGCAAGGCUGUCCAUCGCCUGAAUAUCGAUGGUACACCCACAAUGGACCGGAACCGAUUCCCGUUUCAUCCGGGCCGCGGAUACGACUGCUGGGUCCGGUCCUUGCUAUCGAGGCGGUAACUAGUGAGGACGGUGGUGUGUACAAAUGUUCCGCUUCAAAUGCCGGCGGGGAAGCAAGCGCCGAUCUACGGUUAACUGUUUCCACGCCUAUUCAUGUUGAGAUAUCUCCAAACGUACUAAGUGUUCACAUGGGAGGAACAGCUGAGUUCCGAUGCCUGGUUACGACUAACGGUAUGAAUGCAGGGCCGCAACACAUCACCUGGUUCAAAGAUGGCCGCCAAUUACCCAGUUCCGGUCGUGUCGGUGACACGCUCCAGGUAACCGGUGUAACCCGGGAGGACAAGGGCAUGUACCAGUGUGUGGUGCGACGUCAAGAAGGAGAUUCCUUUCAGGCGUCUGCCGAAUUGCAGUUGGGAGACGCGCCCCCAUCAUUGGUGUACAGCUUCAUCGAACAAACACUGCAGCCUGGACCAGCCGUGUCACUGAAAUGUUCCGCCCAAGGUAAUCCGACGCCACAAAUCUCCUGGACUCUGGAUGGAUUUCCGCUGCCUACCAACGGAAGAUUUAUGAUCGGUCAAUAUGUGACUGUCCACGGGGACGUGAUAUCCCACGUCAACAUAAGCCACGUUAUGGUCGAAGAUGGCGGAGAAUAUUCGUGUAUUGCAGAAAACCGAGCCGGCAAAACGUCGCAUUCUGCACGCUUGAAUAUCUACGGUCUUCCUUACAUCCGGUUGAUUCCCAAAGUGACUGCGGUGGCCGGACAAACGCUGUAUCUGAAGUGUCCGGUUGCUGGUUACCCUAUCGAAGAAAUUCACUGGGAACGUGGCGGUCGCGAGCUGCCGGAGGACAUGCGGCAAAAGGUACAAUCCGAUGGAACGUUGGAAAUCAAAGAAGUGCAGAAAUCACUGGAUUCUGGAGUAUACACCUGUUGGGCAAGAAACAAGCAGGGACAUAGCGCCCGUCGGAGUGGCGAAGUCACAGUGAUAGUUCCUCCCAAUAUCGAGCCAUUCUCCUUCCAAGACGGCCUGGCCGAGGGUAUGCGAACCCGUACGGUGUGCGGCGUAUCCAAGGGCGACGCACCAUUAUCUCUCAAAUGGCUCAAAGAUGGUGAACCGCUAUCCUCACUGCUCGGGGCCAAUAUUUCCACUCUUGAUCAGUAUUCGUCCCUCCUGAAUAUUCCUUCCCUCUCAGCGGCACACUCCGGCGAUUACACGUGCGUUGCCAGCAAUCCAGCAGCCGAGGUGAAGUUCACUGCGUCGUUACAGGUAAAAGUUCCACCUCGUUGGAUUGUUGAACCGACCGACGUGAGUGUGGAAAGAAACCGCCACAUUACGUUACACUGCCAGGCCCAGGGAGUUCCUAUACCUACGAUUCAGUGGAAGAAAGCAACAGGAAGUAAAUCGGGAGACUAUGAAGAGGUUCGGGAGAGACCAUACACGAAAUUACUGACAAACGGAUCGCUACUGCUGCAGCAUGUGAAAGAAGAUCGGGAAGGGUUUUAUCUCUGUCAGGCUCACAACGGAAUUGGAACUGGAAUAGGGAAGGUUAUUCAAUUGAAAGUCAACUCUUCUCCUUACUUCUCCGGUCAAUCGAAAAUGGUGACGGUAAAGAAAGGUGACACUGCAAUAAUGCAGUGUGAGGUUAAGGGUGACAAACCUAUUAAUGUGGUUUGGUUACGUAACGGUAAGCAUGAACUAAACCCUUCAACCAACUACCGAGUGUCAAUCAAACAGGAUGCUACACCUGAAGGAAUCCAUGCUGAGGUUCAAAUUUCGAGCGUAGAGAGUAGUGACAGUGGGGCCUACUUCUGCCAGGCUAGUAACUUAUACGGUCGAGAUCAACAACUAGUGCAACUACAAGUUCAGGAACCUCCACAGCCUCCCUCAUCCCUGGAAGCCUCUAUGAUUGCAAGCCGGGCAGUUAACCUGAAAUGGCAACCACGAGGCGGUGAUGCAGCCGAAGUGUCGAAGUACAUCGUAGAAUACAGGGAAAUCGAUCGACAAUGGAUGUAUAUGGAAAUAUCUGACCCACCGCAAUACUCAGCGAUGAUCGAGAAUCUAAAACCAGCCACAAACUAUAUGUUCAGAGUAAUUGCCGAGGGACCCGCAGGGCGAAGCUCACCGAGCCAGGAAUUAUUUAUCAAAACAGAACCCCAGCGGCCAGCUGGAGCUCCACUGAACCUAUCUGCCCGGCCGGUCUCAUCGACGGAAAUACUCAUCAAUUGGAUGCCUCCAACUUACGAGCUUAGACAUGGUGAAAUACAAGGCUAUAACAUUGGCUAUCGUUCGAUGCAUACUAACUCGAACAGUUACAACUUCACCUCCGUAUCAGGAGAUGGCGAAGACGGUACCGGUGAACUCUUGCUUGGAAACCUCGCAAAAUAUACCCGAUAUACCAUAGUUGCUCAAGCAUUUAAUCAGGUAGGACCUGGUCCUCUGUCGGAACCAGUUACAGCUCAAACCAUGGAAGACGUACCGAGCAAGCCCCCGGAGGAUAUCCGCUGUGCAGCGUUAACUUCGACGUCGAUUCAGGUAUCCUGGCAACCACCUCAAGCCCACCACACCAAUGGACUACUGCAGGGCUACAAGGUAUUCUAUGAGUCCGCUUCGGAAGAUUCCAUCAGCAACGGCGAUAUGGAAACAAGAAAAACCACUGCACUAACAAUCAUACUAACGAGUCUGAGAAAAUUCUCCAACUAUAGCGUUCAGGUUCUAGCAUACACCCGCAUGGGUGACGGAGUCAUUUCACCUCCAGCAUUUUGCCACACUGAAGAGGAUGCCCCAGAAGCCCCAUCCGACAUCAAGAUAGCCAUCAGUUCACCGUCCUCUCUAUACGUGUCGUGGCUAGCUCCAAGUGAACCGAACGGAAUCAUUACAAAGUAUAAUUUGUAUAUGAGAGCAGUAAACGGGCGCGAAGAGCUCAGCAACGACAAGCGCAAUCUACUGCCCCACCAACAUUAUUUCGAAGCAAAACAGCUGCAAAGUCACACCGAGUAUCAGUUCUGGGUGUCAGCAUCAACGCGCGUUGGUGAGGGUAAGAGUACUAGAGUCGUGUCUCAGAUGACAUCAAAUCGAGUUCCGGCAAAGAUAGUCUCGUUCGGAGGCUUGACAAUCCGUCCAUGGAAAACAUCGGCGUCACUUAACUGCAUGGCCGUUGGACAACCUCGUCGCGAGUGGUUUAAGGGAGACAUUCUCUUACGCUCCGGAUCACAUCACAACGUUCAAAUACUGGACUCCGGUGAGAUAAUCAUAACCAUGCUACAAACCACGGACACCGGAAACUAUACCUGCCAGGUCGACAACGGUAUCGGAACUGAUCGAUUAACGCACAAUCUAUUAGUUCAAGUUCCUCCAGGACCACCGGUCCUGUACGUAACCAGUGCUACCUCCAGCAGCAUACUGCUUCACUGGAAAAUUGGUUCUACGGGAAACGCACCGAUCACUGCAUUCUCACUGCACUAUCGACGCGUUCACGGAAAUUUGGAAGAAAUGCAACUCUCUCGGCAUGCAUCCAGCCACGAACUAAAAGGAUUGUUCUGCGGUAGUACCUACCAGGUGUAUCUGGUUGCGCACAACAAAAUAGGUUCUUCGCCGGCCAGCACUACGCUCAAUGUCAAGACUCAGGGACAACCACCCGGGAUUCCGCCACCAUCGGUACUGAUAGCUCCGAACUCUACCUCCGUAGUUCUGCGGUUAAACGGAUGGCCUGACAAUGGCUGUCCAAUCCUGUACUUCGUUCUACAAUAUCGCUCAAUUUCGAACAAUCUGGACGAUGAAUGGCACUUAGUUUCUAACGCUCUAAAACCACAACGUCGUUUUACCCUAUCGGGACUGCUUCCGACCACGCUGUACCAGUUAAAGAUGGAAGCUCACAAUGUGGCUGGAUCCACGAAUGCCGAGUACACGUUCGUGACGUUAACGAAAGAUGGAGACCCACCACCGCCAGAUUUAGUACAAAGAGGACAUCGUUCUCAAGUUUUCUACAACAACAUUCAACUGCUAAUACCGAUAAUCAUUACCAUCACUGCAACCAUCAUCUGCAUUGCGUUCACGGUAGUUUGUUACAAAUAUCGUGAGUAUAUUGUACUGUUCUGUUUUGGUAUCGGCUCUGAGCCGCCUCGUUACUUCCCAGGCCAACGUGGUCGUGAACGGAAGGAUACGAUGGACGGCAACCAGCAGAGCGCGGAUGCCCAACGAGACAGGUAUUAUGCCACCAUCCAUAAGGUGGCACUGCAAGCGGGUGACAAGAUUCCAGAAACCUCCGAAGAUAUUUCACCGUACGCAACGUUCCAACUGUCGGAGGCCAGUACAUUGGCACAACCACAUCACAGCGGACCAACCAACACCCUGCUGCACUCUUUCAUGUACCAUGAACGAGCCAUGACCGAGGGAUGUGCAUCGCCACCCCCUGCAGCGGUAUUGAGACAACUUCAUAAUCAGUCGCCUUACUAUAAUAUCAACUCAUCGAAAGGUCGGCGAAGACAUUCGCGUAAAACCGAACCGGAGAGUGAAGAGUCGGAUUCUGACCAAGAUCAGUUAACCUCCAGCAGAACCGAAUCGUCGAACCAACUCGAUGCCAAGAUCAAGCAUAGUAAGGAUGACCUGCUACAGCCAACAGCUUGUGAGGAUGACGACCUCGCCUAUAACCAGCAUUUCAUGCGUUCCAUUCCAGGUCUCAUCUAUCACGGUACGCAGUCGAGCACUUCGUCCGACCUAUCACCGAUGUCUGAACAAAAAUCACUACCUCGUCGUGGCAGAUCAAGGGGAACAAUGAGAUCCUUACUUACACCACUACAUUUACCCGACAAUACACCGGGAGGAGGUGGCGGUCCGCUGUUCCACCAGGUACCGAUCGAGAGCGGCACGCCGGACCGGCUGGAGCUGUCGGAGGCCGAAUGCGACAUCGACACGAUCAAGAAACUGAAGCUGGGUAUGCGUUCGUCGCUGUGGUCGCGCCCGCAGCAGAGCAAUAGUGCGGCCAACGCCGGCAGCGGCGUCCCAGGGGGAGUGCCCGGUGGUGGCAACGGAACCGGAGCUAUCCCUGGUGGCGGGGGUAACGUUGGUCCCGGUCAAGUACCAGGUGGAAAUCCGUCGGACUACUCGAUUGCGGUAUAA